Messenger RNA from Sphenostylis stenocarpa, 591 nucleotides. NCBI's taxonomy places the organism in Eukaryota, Viridiplantae, Streptophyta, Magnoliopsida, Fabales, Fabaceae. The record is from the annotation of a GenBank genome assembly.
AUGGUUGAACCCAGUAGCGCAACUCCCCUAUCCUCUCCCCCAUUUUCUUCCUCUGAUGAAAACACCUCCCACGGUGCUAUCGAAUCUUCCUCUCGAUCAAAAUCACCAUCAUCGAAGAGGAGACGCGGUAGGCCCGUGGGCUCCAAGAACAAACCAAAACUAACCCUCUUCAUCAGCCAAGACCACCACCAUGCCCACAAACCUAUUUUCAUUCAGGUCCCCAGAAACUCUGAUGUGAUUGGGGCACUCACCCAAUUCGCGCGUGACUACCAAAUUAGCAUCACCGUGCUCAGUGCAUCGGGAUCUAUUCUCAACGCCACUCUUCGCCAAAGUCACUCUCACAAUUCCACUUUCAUUCUUCAUGGACCCUUCAAUUUAGUUUCCCUCACCGGCACCUGCAUAAUUAACAGCCCUUGCGCUGCUUCCUCCUCCUCCUCAUCUGAUCUCGAUUUUCAUUCUUCUUUUAACAUUUCUUUUUGUUCAAAUUUAGGGCAAAGCUUCAUUGGGGUUGUUGGAGGAAAGGUUGUGGCAGGUGAUGAUGUUGCUGUGGCAGCUAUACUAUUUUCAAGAACCGUUAAGAAUCAAUCAUGA